This is a messenger RNA of Mercurialis annua (annual mercury), 1596 nucleotides long. RefSeq lists its product as uncharacterized. Gene Ontology annotation, cellular component: extracellular region. The transcript is spliced from 3 exons. NCBI's taxonomy places the organism in Eukaryota, Viridiplantae, Streptophyta, Magnoliopsida, Malpighiales, Euphorbiaceae. The record is from RefSeq and is a predicted model, not a curated record. Bases 1 to 1596 code for a protein of 531 amino acids.
AUGGCUUCACUCAUUCCUCGGUUUAUUGUGUUGAGAUCAAACGGUGACAAGUAUUUGCGUUACGUUACAGAAGAAGGAAGGUAUUUGCGUUACGUGAAAUGCGAUGGAAAUGAUAUUCUUGAUCCUCAAUCGAAGUUUCGAGUUGAAAGAUCGAGUAGCAACCGCGAUUUAGUCCACAUAAGAUGCUGUUACAACAACAAGUACCUCGGUCGCAUUAGAGAAGGGUCGGUUUAUGUCGGCGCAGCAAUUGAUGCGGCGGAGGAAAACCGAUCCAAAUGGUCAUGCACGCUGUUUAAACCCAUGCUCAGGGAUGGCGUAACGUAUCGGUUCCAGCACGUUCAAAGCGGAAACAAUCUCUGCCAAUUGCGAACAGGGGGCGACGCUAAUAAUCACUGCUUAGUUGUCCGAUGGUCUGACUUGGACAAAAGUGGAUGGGAUCUCUUCUCAUUCACCAACUGGGAAUCACUCGUGAUACUGCCCAAAUAUAUAGUUUUCAAGGGAGACAACGGCAAGUAUUUACAGUACCGCGGUGAGUCUAUUUUCAACCAACUGGAAUUUGUGUGUGAUGAUGUUGGCGCUAUAAAAGUUUCGAACCAAACAGUUGCUAAUUCCGAUGGCAGCGUCAGUAUAAAGCUCGAUCAUAAUAACAAUUUCUGGGAGGAAACUUCAACUACGAUAUUUCCAUUGGCAGUAAACCAGAAUGCAAGAACAUCAUUUGGGCCAGUAAAACUUGCGCCAGUUGAAGGGAAAAACAACAUUGUUGCUCUCAGAAGUUUAAGCAACAACAGAUUUUGCCGUCGAACCAAUGAAGUGUUGGGCACAUUCAAUUAUCUGGCAGCUCCAUCCUGGGCCACAACUAUAGAUAGACAGGCAAAUCUACAGGUCGAAGAGCCAAUACUGAGUCGGGAAGUUUACGAUGUUAAUUUCCGUCUGGGUGACCUGAGGGUAUACAACGAACAAACUCUAAUUCUGGCAACAGAUGAAACUAGCAACAGUACAGAUACCGUAAUGGAAGAUUCUGAAAUUGAUCUGCAUUAUGAAGACACACAAACUAGCAGUUUUAUUAACAGCCAAUCGGUAACAACCGGUUUUGAAAUGACAUUCGGAGCCCACAUUCCGCUGCUUCGAGGCAUAUUUUCGGUUGGAAUAUCGUCUAGCUAUUCCGUAGAGUACGGGAAUACAUACAAAUGGGGGGACGAAAAGUCGAGGACCAACCAAUUAUCUGCUAACAUAAAAUUUGUAGUGCCUCCCAGCACAAAAGUAACUGUAACUCUGGUCGCCACCAAGGCAUUUUGUGAUGUUCCCUUUUCUUAUGCUCAACGAGACACUCUUACCAGUGGCCAACAGUUUACUUAUGUUAACGACGACGGAGUUUAUAGUGGCAGCAAUUACUUUGGAUUCAACUUUGUCGUCAAGGAGGAGCCACUUCCGGCCGGUGCAGUCGGAAUUUUCCGGUUCCAAAACUGCCUGAUACAAUUCAAGUGGCAGUUUAGGGCCGGUUCAAGUAUUUCUCGAACUGUGGCCAAUUCUACAUGCAUAAUGCGGGAGUUUUUCAUGAUAUUCAAGCCAUUUGGAAGACAUUGGGAUCAUAAUUGA